Molecule: messenger RNA, 714 nt
Organism: Culex pipiens pallens (northern house mosquito)
Lineage: Eukaryota; Metazoa; Arthropoda; Insecta; Diptera; Culicidae
Gene: RpL12
Product: 60S ribosomal protein L12
Exons: 3
Coding region: 124-621 (165 amino acids)
Biological process (GO): translation
Cellular component (GO): cytosolic large ribosomal subunit; ribosome
Molecular function (GO): large ribosomal subunit rRNA binding; structural constituent of ribosome
Source: RefSeq, a predicted model, not a curated record
GCUCAACUGUCAACAAGAAAGAGAUAGAAAUCUCUCUUUCCGGCAACUUUGCCAUUUGUGUGAACACACAUUUGUAAACUUGCUAGCAGUUUUUCUUGAAAAACUCGUCCAAAAUCCUCCAAGAUGCCGCCAAAGUUCGACCCCACUGAAAUUAAGCACGUCUACCUGAGAUGUGUCGGCGGAGAAGUCGGUGCCACCUCCUCCCUGGCCCCCAAGAUCGGUCCCCUCGGUCUGUCCCCGAAGAAGAUCGGUGACGACAUUGCCAAGGCCACCGGAGACUGGAAGGGUCUGAAGAUUACCGUGUGCCUGACCAUCCAGAACCGACAGGCCGCGAUCUCGGUUGUGCCGUCGGCCGCUUCGCUCAUCGUGAAAGCCCUGAAGGAACCGCCGCGGGACCGCAAGAAGGUCAAGAACAUCAAGCACAACGGCAACAUCACCUUCGACGAAGUGAUUAGCAUCGCUCGGGUGAUGCGACCGCGCUCGAUGGCCCGCGAGCUGUCCGGAACGUGCAAGGAAGUGCUCGGAACUGCCCACAGCGUUGGAUGCACCAUCGAUGGCCGUGCCCCGCACGACGUCAUCGACGACAUCAACAGCGGAGCGAUCGAGUGCCCCGCGGAAUAAGCAGCAGGGUGAAAUGGAAUUUUGGUUUAAGUGCGCCGUGCGAGAGAGAGAGCUGAGAAGGUUCAAUAAAAAAAGCUAUCCUUAAACGAAGUA